AUGGCUCCUACUGUUGAUAAAGAGAAUCUUCAUAGCGGAAUCAACGGUGAAAACCGUGUGCAAACGAAGUCGCCCAUGAAAAAUAGUGUAUUGGCUACGAAAAAUGACAAUUUGACUGAGGAAAUGGACCUCGAUAAAAAUUUCGAAGAGUUCGACCCACAAAAGGAACCUCUGCUGCGGGAGAACCCGCGGCGCUUUGUCAUCUUCCCUAUUCAAUACCCCGAUAUAUGGCAAAUGUACAAGAAAGCUGAAGCUUCGUUUUGGACCGUCGAGGAAGUCGAUUUGUCCAAGGAUUUAUCAGACUGGGAAACCUUAAAAGAUAGUGAGAGACAUUUCAUCAAGCAUGUCCUUGCUUUCUUUGCGGCUUCAGAUGGCAUUGUAAAUGAAAACUUGGUUGAGAGAUUUUCACAAGAAGUUCAAGUCACUGAGGCAAGAUGUUUCUAUGGCUUCCAGAUAGCCAUGGAAAAUGUUCAUUCUGAAAUGUAUUCCCUGCUUAUAGAUACCUACAUCAGAGAUCCGAAGGAGAGAGAUUUUCUGUUUAAUGCGGUUGAGACUCUUCCCUGUGUAAAGAAGAAAGCAGAUUGGGCUCUACAGUGGAUUGCAAGCAAGACUGCAACAUUUGGUGAAAGGAUUGUUGCCUUUGCAGCUGUAGAAGGAAUCUUUUUCUCAGGCAGUUUUGCUUCCAUCUUCUGGCUCAAAAAGCGGGGCCUUAUGCCGGGACUUACAUUCAGUAAUGAACUUAUUUCCAGGGAUGAGGGUCUGCAUACAGAUUUUGCUUGUCUGAUGUUCCAACACUUAGUUCAAAAGCCAACUAAGGAAUGUGUCCUGCAUAUUAUAAAAGAUGCAGUAGUCAUUGAACAAGAGUUUCUCACAGAUGCGCUCCCUGUAAGACUGCUCGGUAUGAACUGCGAACUAAUGUCUCAGUACAUAGAGUUUGUUGCAGAUAGAUUACUUGUUGAUCUAAUUGGAGAAAAGCAUUACAACACAAAGAACCCCUUCGACUUCAUGAAUCUAAUAUCGCUGGAAGGUAAGACAAACUUUUUUGAGAAGAAAGUUGGAGAAUACCAAAAAUGCGGUGUGAUGGCCAAUCGCCUUGACAAUGUGUUCACACUAGAUGCAGACUUCUAG
Messenger RNA from Bombyx mori (domestic silkworm), 1128 nucleotides. RefSeq names its product ribonucleoside diphosphate reductase small subunit (gene RnrS). Gene Ontology annotation, cellular component: cytosol. Gene Ontology annotation, molecular function: ribonucleoside-diphosphate reductase activity, thioredoxin disulfide as acceptor. The transcript is spliced from 6 exons. Gene Ontology annotation, biological process: deoxyribonucleotide biosynthetic process. The coding region runs from base 1 to 1128 and encodes 375 amino acids. Lineage: Eukaryota; Metazoa; Arthropoda; Insecta; Lepidoptera; Bombycidae. The record is from RefSeq and is marked provisional.